Messenger RNA from Rubroshorea leprosula, 1263 nucleotides. Lineage: Eukaryota; Viridiplantae; Streptophyta; Magnoliopsida; Malvales; Dipterocarpaceae. The record is from the annotation of a GenBank genome assembly.
GUUAUUUUCUGACCCUUUGUCCUUGAGAAGAUGAGGAGGCCUGGAAAGAAAAGAUCUUCUCCUGAGCAGCCAAAGCUCUGCAUAAGCGAGAACCCGGAACAGCCUGAAAGCUCCAGAUCCAAAAGAGUUGGAAAAUCGAAACAACUUGGAAGUGGAAAAAAGAAGGUAGAUGUUCAAGGGAAGAAUAAAGUUAAGGCUUCUUAUCCCCAACGAAACAAAGGAGGCGGGAAGAGACAAGCAGGGAUAAAAGCGGUUAACAAUGAUCGAAAGAUUCAGCUGGAAGUUUCGAAACUGAGACGUGAAGUAUUGGAACUGAGACGUCAAUAUGGCGAUCUAGAGAAAGCAAAUGAAGAUUUGGCAAAGGAGAACGAGGGACUUAAUUCUAAUGUUACUGCUAUGGAGGAGCUGAUAGAGCAGGUGGAGGGACAAAAAAAUUUUAUGGAGAACAGUCCAAUGCAUGUGGACAGUCCUAAAGGAAAGAUUGAUGCCCUAGUUCCUCUCACAUGUCCCAAAGAAGGACUUGCAACAAUCAAGUUAAUUACUCAGGGUACAGGACCUUCAGAAGCUGAAGUAUUGAGGGCUGAAAUCAAGCAAAUUUGGGUUAAGUUGAGGGAGAUAAGGGCUAACAACAAACAAUUGAAAGGGGAUAAAGAAAGACUCAACUCUAAGCUGAAAAUUGAAAUCAAAAUUCCUUGCAAUGAAGAACUUGCAGCAAACAACCAUGUUAUUGGAGGCGAGCGUACCAAUCCACAUGUCACAUCCACAGGUUGCCCAACAAGCAGCACUUCAUCUAGCGGCUUCAUGUCUCAUAUUCACAGCCUUUUGGGUCAAGUUGGCACUGCACUGGUCGAUCAAUUAGCCCUUGCACUGGUCGAGCAAUUAGUCCUUGCACUGUUCAAGCAUAUGGAGGAUUUCGUUGCAAGCUUCACUGCACAGGAGACAGAGAGAGAAUUUAAAGCUGUGGAUGCCAAAGAGGACGCGCCCACCUAGCCAAAGAAACUGCGGACGAGGAUAACUAGGGUGCGGGCGUGGCUGGUCUCGCGCAGGAACCGAUCGACCGCGGCACAAUCUCAGCAAAUACAAGCUUGUGGUCUUGUGAAAUGUGAAUAAAUUGCUGGUUGUAAAUACAUAUUAUAUGUUGUGAUAAUUGACAUAGCUGUGUUUCCCCUUUGAAACAUUUUUGUUUCUUCCCAAUUUUUUUUUUCAGAUUUUUGUAUAGUUUUUUGUUUUUUUUGUUAUCUCCAAUACAGAUUAUAUAAGAUA